AACCAUUUAACAGUAGUGAACAGACGAUGUCCGGAGGUCCAGUCCCAGUAUGGAAGAAAUAUACCACCCAAUCCCGUGGGAUUUGGGAAAUAAUCAGAAAAAUCUUUGUGUUGGUACCAAACAGAUCUACUGGUAACCCCCUUGUAGCUCAUUUCAGACAAAUACCACCAGGGGCCAGAAUUGACGAAGCCAAUAACUAUCAAGACCCAGGAACUGUUCCUGCUGCUGACAUCAAGGGAAACCAAUAUUACAACAGAGAUUUCAGAAGAAACUAUCCUCAAGUAGUUGGAUUCAACCAAACUAAAGUGUCUGGUUUGUUACAAUUAGGUUCUUCUUCCAACCCAAGAAUUUCCAUCGGUGAUAAAGGUACCCAAGAAUUAUCAACCUUCAUUGACCCAGCUGCUGAAGUCAGUUUGUCAACUACCUUAGCUUCAGUUCCACUGAGUGUUGUCAAGGGUGAAAUUUUGGGUAAGAACGGUGAACCAAUUGUUGCCCCAUCUUUAAAUAAGUUCAAAUGGAAGAUUUUGGCUGAACCUGUGCAUGGUAUGUAUCCUGAAAGAUACCCUUGUCGUAUCUUUACUGAUGAAAAAGUUGGUACUUCUGCUUAACCGCAAUUGCAUAUUUAUUCAUGAAAGUCUUUAUAUUGUAAAUUAUUUUUUUUUAAUAUAUACAUUGAUAUAAACAGUGUUGACAGAGUCUAAGGUGUGUCAUUGUAAGAGGGAUCACAUAUAUAAGUGCGGUCUAAAUCUGAUGUUUGGAAAGAUGGCUGGAAGACCAUAGAAUCCAAACCAACAACAUAGAUAUUCUAGCACAGAAUCGACUGUGGUUCCAUAUAUUUCUGGUAGUGUUUGUAAUGCCUCUAAUGUCUCGCAUGCAUGAACUUCAAUCCAGGUUUUUUGUAGAAUGUGGUGUGUAGUUAGGGCAGUAAUUACCGUGGGUGCAAUUUGCAAACCUAUUCCAUUCAAAGCUGUAAAGCUACCAUCCUUAUACGGCCUAAUGUUAAGUAUAGGCACCUGGUAGAAGUCAUGAUAUGAAACUGUAAAGUCAAUUCGUAUGACCUCAGAAUCGAUCUUCUUUGACAUCUCAAUGCUUGUAAACAAGUAGGACUUGUCAAAAUUCACCUUCUUAAUGUAAUUGUUCUUGAUAGUGAGAGUGUACUCUUUAUCAAAAAUUAAAUUUUCUACGAGUACCUCAUUAAAGGCUGUUAUACAAUUGUUAAACUGUUCAUUGGUGAUGUUGUGCAUUGGCUGUCUGC
Messenger RNA from Spathaspora passalidarum NRRL Y-27907, 1255 nucleotides. It is a transcript of the gene NUO2, whose product is annotated as Nuo2p. The transcript has a single exon. The record is from RefSeq and is a predicted model, not a curated record. The coding region runs from base 27 to 608 and encodes 193 amino acids. Lineage: Eukaryota; Fungi; Ascomycota; Pichiomycetes; Serinales; Debaryomycetaceae.